GAUGGUGAUAUUGUUAUCCCCAAAACUAAUCCAAACGACAUUUCCCGCCUGGUCAAACCAGAUAGCGUUUUCAACUCCAUGGCAUGGCAUAGCAAGAAGAAGAAGAAGAAGACCUCCUUUGCUUGAUUCCCAAAUUGCCCCUCUUCUCCACAAUGUCUAACUACUCGCAGCCCCACAUUUGCCACUGCCUCACCCGCUUAUCCACUCUCCGUCGCAACUCUCCGGUCACCGUCUCCGCCCGCCGCCGAAAGACUGGUCCGGAGUUUGUGGACGGCGUCUUUGACCUGGCUCGAGGUCUUCUCGGCCUCGGUCUCCGUUCCGGUGACGUCAUCGCCGUCGCCGCUUUGAACAGUGAGUUGUAUUUGGAAUGGUUUCUGGCUAUCGCUUUUGUGGGCGGAAUAGUUGCUCCUCUCAAUUACCGUUGGAGCUUUGACGAGGCCCUAUUGGCAAUGGAAGCAGUGAGUCCUGUUAUGUUGGUGACUGAUGAGAGCUGUAACUUAUGGUCUUCAAAGCUCCAAAACUAUGAUUUUCCUUAUCUAAGGUGGCAUGUUUCAUUAGAAUGCUCUGACUCAGAAAAGUCAAGUUCAAAGAAUACAUUAACUACUGAAACACUAAAGAAGCAUUUUGUGAAAGAUUCAUCAUUGAAUUACUCCUGGGCACCUGAUGGCGCUGUUCUUAUAUGCUUCACUUCAGGAACCACAGGAAGGCCUAAGGGAGUUAUCAUAAGCCAUUUAGCUUUGAUUGUACAGUCCCUGGCUAAAAUUGCCAUAGUUGGUUACAGUGAGGAUGAUGUGUAUUUGCAUACUGCUCCACUUUGUCAUAUUGGUGGUUUGUCUUCAGCCAUUUCCAUGCUACUAGUUGGAGCUUGUCAUGUCUUCGUACCUAAGUUUGAAGCCAAAUCAGUCCUUGAGGUCAUACAGCAAUACAGUGUCACUUCUCUAAUCACAGUACCUGCAAUGAUGGCUGAUUUGAUUUCUUCAACAAGGGAAAAAGAUAAUUGGAAGGGAGUAGAGAGUGUCAAGAAGAUAUUAAAUGGAGGAGGUGGUUUGUCAAUUGCACUAACCAAAGAAGCUGUCAAAUUAUUCCCAAGAGCUAAGCUUCUCUCAGCAUAUGGAAUGACAGAAGCAUGCUCUUCCCUAACCUUCAUGACCCUGCAUGAUCCAACAGUACACGAAACUGUUGAUAUCUCAAAGACCAUUCCAGCACACAAGCAACAAGGUGUCUGUGUUGGAAAGCCAGCUCCCCACAUUGAAGUAAAGAUCUGUGUUGAUGGGUCUUCUUACGUUGGGAAAAUUUUAACUAGAGGCCCUCAUGUAAUGCUUAGAUAUUGGGACCAAAGUCCCCAAAAGGCACCAAGCUCCAUGAACCAAGAUUGGCUUGACACAGGUGACAUAGGUUAUAUAGAUGACUGUGGUGAUCUUUGGCUCAUUGGAAGAACAAAAGGUCGAAUCAAGAGUGGAGGGGAGAACAUCUACCCUGAAGAGGUAGAGGCAGUUCUGUCGCAACAUCCAGGAGUUGGGGGCGUUGUUACCGUGGGAAUUCCUGAUGCUCGGCUUACAGAGAUGGUCAUUGCUUGUAUUCAAUUGAGAAGUGAUUGGCACUGGUCAAAUGGAAGUUUUGAGCAUUCAGUUGGGACACAAAAGCAAUUCAUAUCCCAUGAGAUUCUACAACAGUAUUGCAGAGAAAGGAACUUAGCUCGGUUUAAAAUACCUAAGAAAUUCAUGCUUUGGACUAAGCCAUUUCCUCUCACAUCAACUGGAAAAAUAAUAAGAGAACAAGUUAAACGAGAAGUAGUGUCUCAACUACGAUCUUUACAUAGUAAUUUAUGAUUGUUAUUUUUUGUAUUCAUAACUCAAUUUUUUGAUGUAUUUUGGUGAUUAACCAUCAUUUAUUGAUUUGAAGAAUCUCAUAAUUAAUCCAAUAUCAAGUUGAGCCUCA
This is a messenger RNA of Humulus lupulus (European hop), 1938 nucleotides long. Its product is annotated as 2-succinylbenzoate--CoA ligase, chloroplastic/peroxisomal. Lineage: Eukaryota; Viridiplantae; Streptophyta; Magnoliopsida; Rosales; Cannabaceae. The transcript has 10 exons. The record is from RefSeq and is a predicted model, not a curated record. Gene Ontology annotation, biological process: fatty acid metabolic process. Bases 153 to 1829 code for a protein of 558 amino acids. Gene Ontology annotation, molecular function: medium-chain fatty acid-CoA ligase activity.